This is a messenger RNA of Nerophis lumbriciformis (worm pipefish), 1287 nucleotides long. The record is from RefSeq and is a predicted model, not a curated record. Lineage: Eukaryota; Metazoa; Chordata; Actinopteri; Syngnathiformes; Syngnathidae.
AUGCACUUAGAAAUAAGAAGCAAAAUGGCUUUGCAGUUUUGGUUCACGCUUUGCACAUGGACAUGCUUAUUCGGGAUGUCGCUGGCAACAGGUUUUGUUUAUCGGCUCCCGGGCAUCGGGGUACAGCGGCAGCGCGUAGUGCCAGGUUUGAGUGGCAAAAAUGGACCGCCAGGAGCCCAGACACAACUCAGGAAUUGGUGUCAGUACACUGUGUCCAAAACAGUAUCCUGUCAGGUGCACAAUGGGAGUCAACCCACUGUGCAGAGGGUGCUUCAAACCUGCCGUUGGCCCGCCACUUGCUCCAAAGUACUCAGUUACAGGACUGUCCUCAGACCAACAUUCGUGGUCUCGUAUAAACAGGUGACUUCACUGGAGUGGAGAUGCUGCCCUGGGUUCGUUGGCAAGGAGUGUCGUGAAGAGUGCAUGAACUGCACCGCAUUCACGGACAUGAGCGUCAGAAUAGACAACAUCGAGUCACAGCUCAAGUUGUUAGAAGACAUGCAUUUGCCAGCACCAGCUAUCGCCAAACCGACACAGGGACCAGCUGACAACGAGGUGGACGUGCCACUACCGACUCCGCCUAGUGCAUGCACUUGCGAUGUGGUACAAGGACCCCCUGGACCACCAGGCACACCCGGACCUCGAGGUUCACCAGGGAGAACAGGGCUUCCAGGUGUCAUCGGUCCAAAAGGGGGCAGAGGCCUACCUGGUGAAACAGGGAUACCCGGCCCGGCUGGUCCGCCAGGGCCUCCAGGUUCUCCUUCCAAGUCCUCUAUUGUACGCGUGAAUGGGGAUGUGUUUCUAAUGGAUGAUCUAGAUGGUGAAUACGUCCGUUUAAACGGCCCUCCUGGUCCACCCGGCCCGCCUGGAACAGCUGGUCCUUUGGGACCAAGGGGACCCAUUGGGAAUCCAGGCACAAAUGGAAAGGAUGGCGAUGACGGCGAACCGGGCCGGCCUGGGAAUGAUGGGCCAAAAGGUGAUCCCGGGGAAAGGGGCCUUCCAGGUGAAAUAGGCGAGCAGGGCUUCCCGGGGCGACCGGGCCUCAAAGGAGACAAAGGCGAAAGCUUCGAUGAUCCGGACGUGGUGCCACAACUCAGGGAGGCUUUGAAGAUCCUGGCCGAGAGGGUCCUGAUCCUGGAGCACAUGAUUGGCAUUCACGGAAUUCCCGAAGGAUCCGGUUAUGACGUCUAUAUGGACCCCCUGUCCCUGACCCUGCGAAAAACCAAACGCCGCCAACUUUCUCCAAAACCCACACCGGCGGGGAUACAAAAACCAGUCCCCGUUUAA